AUGUUGACUGAGGAUGAUGUCGAGAGCGCCCUCUUAGAUGACACUCUGUCACCCCUCCCUCCCCCAGGUCCUAUUGCCCGCCUACCUGCUUUCAGUGAGUCUGAAGAACCAGAGAAGAAAAAGAGGAAGACUGGGGGCGACCACUUCAACCAGCGUUUCAGGAAUAACUUCACCAUGCUGCUGGAGGAGGAGAAUCUCUCAGAGAAACUAGAGCCUACCUGUCAGCGGCGGCCUCGCUUUCCUCGCUACCUUUAUGCCACUUCUGCUGCGUUUGUGGGUUCCCAUCACACUACACCUGCACCACCUGUGGGGGGUGUUACUGCAGCAUGA
This is a messenger RNA of Oreochromis aureus, 330 nucleotides long. Its product is annotated as zinc finger HIT domain-containing protein 1-like. NCBI's taxonomy places the organism in Eukaryota, Metazoa, Chordata, Actinopteri, Cichliformes, Cichlidae. The transcript has 4 exons. Bases 1 to 330 code for a protein of 109 amino acids. The record is from RefSeq and is a predicted model, not a curated record.